Aplosporella prunicola CBS 121167 is the source of this 422-nucleotide messenger RNA. RefSeq lists its product as uncharacterized. NCBI's taxonomy places the organism in Eukaryota, Fungi, Ascomycota, Dothideomycetes, Botryosphaeriales, Aplosporellaceae. Bases 59 to 280 code for a protein of 73 amino acids. The record is from RefSeq and is a predicted model, not a curated record. The transcript has 2 exons.
AGCACACAACACUCAAACCAAACCCAAACUCCCACUCCACAUCACCCACACGCUCAAAAUGCCCGGCAACUCCACUUCCAACCCCAGCGGCAACAACGCCGGCGGCGGUGGCGGUGGCAAGCAGAUGACGUCCUCCGACGCGUCGCGCAUCCAGUCUUCUCAGGCUCGCGGCGACGGCGACAUGACGUCCAGCGGCUUUGCGGCGCGCGCCCAGUCCGCUGGUGCGCACAACGCGAAUGCUGGUGGCCAGGGUCAGACUCAGGGCAAGGGCGGAAAGUAGUGCUGGCUGGCUUGGUUGGGUCUUCUCUGGCGGAUUGGCUCUGCCAUGACGAUGUGGUGGUUUGGCGGAUCUGGGCUGGGGAUGACUAAAUGAAUGAACUGCUUGGAAGAUUGGGCGGUGGGCUUGCAUGCCUUACUCCUAG